AGACUUGUUGGGCCGAAGGGCCUGUUUCCACACUGUAAGUAAUCUAAUCUAAAAUUGCUGUUCAGUUUCUCUCCAGAGCCAACUCAUCCUAUUAUUUCCACGACACCUUUCUCACCCAGUCCAAUGAAGGGAAAAUCACAUCAUCAUAUCUUCCUUUGACUGAACUACUUGUUGACUGACACAGCACAGGAUUUACAUUUCCAACAGAAAAGAGCAGCUGUCUCUGCUGGAGGUGUGCAUCCUGACUCUGACUGCCCUGAUCAGUCUCUGAACUGAUAGUAGAGCCUGCCGUUGAUUUACUUGUCUGAACUAUUUCAAUAGAACAAAGCAAUACACUGAUGUGUGAAUGGCAGACUAUGUGGGAGUCUUGAAAAAAGCUGCCAGAUGAAGUGGUGGAGGCAGUGGAGACUACAGAUGCUGGAAAGUUAGACUCGAUAAAAUGUGGAGCUGUAAAAGGCACAGCUAUUCAAGUAGCAUCAGAAAAGCAGGAGAGUCGAUGUUUCAGGCAGGACCCUUCAGGGUAAAUUACAACAUUUAAAAGGCAUCUGGAUGGGUAUAUGAAUAAGAAGGGUUUUAGGGGGAAUAUGAUGGCAAAUGAGACUCGGUCAGAUUGGGAUAUCUGGUCGGUGCGGAUGAGUUGGACUGAAGGAUCUGUUUCCAUGCUGUAUGACUUUAUAAAGACAGCUUAUAGUGGGUCUGAUAAGAUCUAUUUUCUGUAUAUUUACUGAAUGCUUGAAGAUUUGUUAUUUGAUACUCCGUUUCAUUGUAUUUGAAAACAUUGAAACGUAAAUGCGAAGGAAAUGUUCGGAUACGAUGCUUUGUCGCCCUUAAAUGCGGAAAAUAAUUGAUAUCAAAAUGAUUCUCAGUUCAUUCAAAGUGCAUUAUUCCCGGUUUAGGUGAUGGAUUUCUCAAGAUUCAAUUGUUCUUCUUGAGAAAGUAAACUGAGAUUGAUUUGCAUCCUGAAAAGGAUCGAAGUUUGAUAGAUUAGCCUGGAGGUAUGAUUUGACAAUCAUACUGUACUGGAGGAGUCGAUCGAAACUUGAUUGGAGGAAUGGCUCGAUGAUCGCUUAACUGUGCUAGAAAAGUCGAUCAAAACUUGAUUGGAGGAAUGGCUCGACGAUCGAUUGACUGUGCUGGAGGAGACCACUCGAGACGCUGGAAGAGUCGAUCAAAACUUGAUUGGAGGAAUGGCUCGACGAUCGAUUGACUGUGCUGGAGGAGAUCACACGAGACGCCGGAAGAGUGACAUAAAGAUGGCGAUGCCUUCGCAAGUGCCGGAGGACGGGGAGUGGGAAGAGGAGGAGGAGCAAUUGGUUGUGGUGGAACUCUCAGGGAUUAUCGACCCAGACUUUCUGUUGAAGUGUAGAAAUGAGUGUAAAAUUGUGGGAAUAGACACAGAGCAGCCAAUUAUGCAGGUGGACAGAUGCGUGUUUGCUGGAGAGUAUGAAGAUGUGUUGGGAACAUGCGUGAUAUUUGAAGAGGCCUUUGAGCCAGAUCCUGAAUCAGAGGACAAACCAUCACUCAAGUACAAAUGCCACACGGCAAAGAAGUUGCUAAUGAAGAGGACGUUCCUGAGUGAGAAGAAGGAGGGUGAAGAGAGCACAGGAGGGGUGGAGUAUUUGAAGAUCAAAGAAAAUGAUUUCACGCGAAGAGCUGGUCUGAUUUGCAGCUUCCUCCCAAACCGCAGCAGUUCGAAGGAUGAUGGUGGUAGAGCAACAUCCGAAGGGGUCCUCGAUCCAUUGGCAGUUCAGGACAAGGAGCUAUCUAAUGCCAGCUCAGGUUCAGAGGGUGAGGCCAGUGACCAUGAAAGUGCAGACUUAAGCCAAGAGCUGGAAAGUUUCACAGAUGAACGUGCUGGUGUGAGCUGUGAGAUAAAACCAGAUCCUAUUGGUAAUGUACAGGAACUUGGAGAACAGAGAUCCACUGAACAAAAUGGGAAGUGAGCAACUGCUUUCUUCUCUAUUUUUACUGCAGACAACAUUCCCAACAAUUUCAUUUCAUUGGAAACCUCCCCUCUCUUCCUAAAGGUGCUAUUGCUGCUGUCACAAUGCCACUGCACUGACAGUUACCCAAUUUGUUACCCAACCAUAAUAACCAUAGUGAUGACUAUUAGCAGGCUGUAUGACUAGAGUAUAUGUUAGCAGUCUGGUCCUGUUCAUGUGUGUGUACACACUGGUAAGAAUGUGGUUAUGAACCAAAGAAAGCAUAAGAACUCUACUUUUUUAGUUGAAAUAUGUUUGGUAUUGUUUGUGGUUAGAUAGAGUAUUUUGAAAUAAUUUGUAGCUGUUCAGUAUCAUGACCUUGUACUUUUGUUUGUGAAUUGGUGAAUAUCUAUAUGUAUUAAAAUUUCAGAGCGGCAUUAA
Molecule: messenger RNA, 2363 nt
Organism: Chiloscyllium plagiosum (whitespotted bambooshark)
Lineage: Eukaryota; Metazoa; Chordata; Chondrichthyes; Orectolobiformes; Hemiscylliidae
Gene: gtf3c6
Product: general transcription factor IIIC, polypeptide 6, alpha
Biological process (GO): transcription by RNA polymerase III
Cellular component (GO): transcription factor TFIIIC complex
Source: RefSeq, a predicted model, not a curated record